GGGCUGGUAUUUUGGAAGAAUGGCAUCUAAAAACUAUCAACCAGUGGAGAGAAGAAAUCACUCCACAGUAAAGGUAGGAGACUACCUAUAUAUGUGGGGUGGGUACGGGUCUGGAGUAGACUAUGAUGUGAUGGAGGUGUAUCACUUACCAACUGGUGCUUGGGACCAGAAACCUACUACUGGUACCCAACCACCAGGUACCUGGGGCUAUUCAACUUUUGCUAUUGGGAAGGACAUAUAUUAUUUCGGUGGAUUUGGUGGUGAUUAUCAAAACAGCUUACAUUGUUUCAAUGUGGAUUCAUUCAAGUGGAGGGAACUCUCUCCUUCUAAUUCUGAUCAUGGUCCAAUGAAGAAGGGCUACUGUGGAAUAAUAUCAGUUCAUUUUGACAUUGAAGACUAUCUCGUAAUAAUAGGAGGCCAUACAUCAUCUUCUACUCCAAAGCAACCUGAUGCUCAGUAUUCAGCUACUAGUAGAUGUAAUGAGAUACAUUAUUACAGGAUUUCAUCAGAUCAAUGGAUAUCUCCUGUUAUUACUGGAGACAGACCACCUCCUAUUUAUUCCUUCACUCUAACACCAGUUACUAAUAACACUGCGGUAAUGUUCGGAGGCUCUACUGAUAAUGGAGUCAGUAAUAAACUGUAUAUGAUAAGUUUCACUAAGACAUCAGUGGAUAUAUUAGAAGUACCUAAUCCUGGAGGAUCAGUACAUUGGCCUAAGGGAAGAUGGGCUCAUUCCAGUGUACUGAUUAUCACUAGUUCAGGACCACACUUACUAGUGGUAGGUGGAUAUGAUGUCUAUGGUGUAUGGUUACUGGAUAUUAACAAAAGAAAAUGGAAAGAACUGAUUAACCUACCAGUCAAUGUCACUAUGAGAUACUGGCAUUCUCUAUCAGUGUGGAGUGUGACCCCAACUACUAACUGGAUAAUUCAGUUUGGAGGAGGAAUAAACAGCUACAGUACUAAUACAGCAGUUAUUGAACUCAGAUAUACUAGUGAUAAUGAUUGGUCUACUAGUGUAAUACCUCUGGACCAGUAUCAAGAUCAACUAAGAAGAAGGAUACUGAGUGAUUGGGAGAAUUUAGGAUUAAGCAAAGAGGUUCAAUUACUCAGAGGGCACCUACAAGAAAGAGAGAGAGAAUUCUAUGAGGAACAGCUUCAAAAAGAGAUAAAAGAGAAGGAGCAGAUACAACAAGAUCGAGACAAAGAGCAAAAAGGAUAA
This is a messenger RNA of Amphimedon queenslandica, 1219 nucleotides long. Its product is annotated as kelch domain-containing protein 1-like. Lineage: Eukaryota; Metazoa; Porifera; Demospongiae; Haplosclerida; Niphatidae. The coding region runs from base 20 to 1219 and encodes 399 amino acids. The transcript has 7 exons. Gene Ontology annotation, molecular function: protein binding. The record is from RefSeq and is a predicted model, not a curated record.